GGCUGCGCCAGGCUUCCCCCGGUGCGGCCACAUCAGCCCGAGGAGGCGGCCCAUCGGAUGCGGGAAGUCGAUUGCUGAGGGCUGGGGAGAGACACACCUUCCUCCGGCCCCAGCGCCGCAGAUCCGGGUGCAGCAGCCGGGGCGGGGCAGAGGGGGAACCAGCCCCCCAGCAGCGCGCGAGCGGGAGAUCCGCGCUCUCCUUGGAAGAUGGCCUCCGCCAACGACACCCGGCAGGCCCAGAAAGAUGCCGCCGACCAGAACUUCGACUACAUGUUCAAGCUGUUGAUCAUCGGGAACAGCAGCGUGGGGAAGACGUCCUUCCUGUUCCGUUACGCCGAUGACUCCUUCACCUCGGCCUUCGUCAGCACCGUGGGCAUCGACUUCAAGGUCAAGACGGUCUAUAGGAAUGAGAAAAGGGUCAAGCUGCAGAUCUGGGACACCGCAGGGCAGGAGAGAUACCGGACGAUCACGACGGCUUAUUACCGAGGAGCUAUGGGCUUUCUCUUGAUGUACGACAUCGCCAACCAGGAUUCCUUCAACGCCUUGCAGGACUGGGCGACCCAGAUCAAGACGUACUCAUGGGAUAACGCCCAGGUGAUCCUGGUGGGGAACAAGUGUGACCUGGAGGACGAUCGAGUGGUGGCCACGGAGGAUGGCAAGCGGCUGGCAGAUGAGCUAGGGUUUGAAUUCUUCGAAGCCAGCGCCAAGGACAACAUCAACGUCAAGCAGGUCUUUGAGCGCCUGGUGGACAUUAUCUGUGAGAAGAUGAACGAGAGCCUGGACACCAACACCACCCUCGUCGGCAACAGCAAGAACGGGGCUCUGACCGGGACUCCGCCCCCGCAGUCCAGCAGCUGCUCCUGCUAGACAACAGACUCCACUCGCCUCCGCUCCUCUCUUUCCGCCCCCCACCCCCACCCCAGCGGUCACAUUGAUGUCAUAGAUAAAUAGGAUGGGAGGUUAUAAGGAGAGGCAGAUCUCUUGGGCUGGUGUCCCACUGUUUCUCUAUUUGCUGAUGACAUCAAUGCAACGGAUCCGCUUUCCCUUUCCGUAUCCCCAGUCCAGGGUUCUUCCAUCCCAGCAACCAUGAGGGAUGAGGAACGUGAGCCCAUCCACCGGACCUCAGAGGUGGUGGGGCAGGCCCAGGCCCCCCACCACUGAUGCAAAUUGACCUGACUUCCAUUGACUUUGAUGGCGCUGACGUGGGUGCUACGGAUCCAACGGGUUCUGAUGCCUCAGCAACUGCGCAGUCUCUUGGGCGUGUGUCUGUUAACCAAGCCCCAGGGGCAGCUUUGCAAAAGGCUGGGGCAUCGAACCCCCGCAUAGAUCUGUGACAACCACUCUGUGUUUGUAAGGGGACAGGGAGGGGUGUCGGGGGAGAUGUAGGGGGGUUUCCUGCGCAAGGCUUGCUGCAGGAUCCUCAUGCAGGAAAACAGGUGUUGGGGAGGGGGCAGAUCCAUUUUCAUUUCAAUUUUCCAUUCAACAUUUCAGGCUUUUCCCAGUGAAAUUCGUGUCCUGAACAUCUUCGACCAAAAAUCAGAGCGACUUAUUCUGAAAUGCCUCCUGGAUGUUGUAGUCCAGGUGCCUUGUGCUCCUGUUCUCUUCUGUAGAGUGGAGGUCUUGGUCAGACUACAUCUCCCAUGAUGCAUCACACUCUCUCUGCUCAGAGAGGGGGGUUGCAUCAUGGGAGUCCUUGGCCAUGGUGCAGCAUGGGAGAGGUAGUCCAACUAAGGAACCCAGCUCAUAGGGGAGAAUGGAAGCUUGAGGCCACUGAACUACAACUCCCAUGAGGCACCACAGCAGCAUUGCCAAAGCAACUCAACCCCAAGUGCCUGUUUCCUAUAGAGUCACACGCCCUGUAAAUGGCCUGGGGCGCGUAUUGUGCUCCCCCACCCUGGUGCAUUUGUUUGCACUAGUGUCAAAUGCUCCCAUGAAAAUAACAACACAAGGCACCCGAGAGUUGGGUCCCUUUAAGCAGCCUCCAGUUGAGCACCCCAACCCUGGAUGCACCAAAAAUCACUAGUUUGUGGGAGGGCAGAGGAGUAAAUCCAGAGAGACUCCGCUUACACACUGACCCUCAGCUGGUGUAAAUAGGUGUCUGGCCCCUCUGCCGCCAAUGGCGUGACACUGGUUUACAUCAGCUGGCGAUCUGGGUCUUAGUGUAGAAAAGGGCCAGGGGAGAGCCAAGACCGUGGAGUGGGGAAAAUGCAGAAUACCUUCAAUAUAUCGGAUCAGUUAGAACCAAUCCCUGCAGGGCUGGGACUCUUGUAAAAACCAAAGAUCCCGGGCCUGAUUUCCCAUUGCACUGAGCCUUGAACGGUGAUUUAUUUACACGAGGAUGUGAGGGGUUAAAAUCAAUUCUAAUCUGAUUUGCAUGAGUGGUGCAUGGGGGGAGGGGUAGUGGUACAGGGAACUGGGGAGUUGGACCAGUGAGGCAGGAAGGGCCAACAGGUAGAGAUACUUUCCCCCCAUCUUGGGGUGUUGGUUCCAGGCUUGGCAGGGACUGAGACCCUAAUCUAAUGCAGGUAACGUGAGAGCUCGCCCCACGCUGUGAGGGGCUGCUGCGCUGUGGGGAAGUUGAGGCAGAGCUUUGCAGGGCCUGGGGCCCAGAUCCCAUUACUAUUACCUGGGAUUUGAGGACAUCUGACUCCCUUUGUGAUGCCCUCUGCCCCCAACCUGCAUUAAAUAUCCCCAUCAGGCCCAAAGACUCCAGUACUGUUGUUUUUGGGAGGGGCCGUGCAGGCACCCAAUGGGGCACCUUCCAGAAAGCUGUAGCUGGCAGGUGGGCCUCGGAUAACCCCCGAGGGAGGAAAAUCACUGGAUUCCCCAUCAGGGGAUGGCUAUGCUUGGACCUGGACCAGGGCAUGAGACUCAGUUGCUCCCCUACUUCUGGGGUCGUGCCUAGUCCCUGGUGUCGGCUAGAGCAGCCACUGGGCUGCUCUAAUUCAUGCGCUGUUUCCCAAAAGCCCCUGCUGAAGCAUGGAGUACCCAUAAUGCAAUGUGUUCCUCUCACACACCCCCACACACUAGGUUCAGUGCCCUUCUACCAGCUUCCCAUUGGCUGGGGUAGGCCCUGCCCCUGCACAGUGGGGGCGGGGGGAGGAGGAGGCAGGAUUCUUGGCUGGGACUGUCUCUGCCGCCUUUAUUCAACCUUAAAGGGGCCUUAACUGAAAAUCAGCCUCUGGAAUCUGGACUCUUGUGUAUCAGCUGCCCCAUACUGUACCGGGACUCAGCUCCUUUAAAAAGGAGUCAGACACAUUCCGGGCAAUGUGAAAUGCUCCUUGGUGUCCCAGCUGUGCUGGGACACAGCGAGUCUUGGCUGGAAAAGGUACCAGAGUCCAUUCCCGUCCUAUGCCGCACAGAUCAUUUCAGCCCCUCUGCAGCGAUCGAUUAGCUUCUCCUCACUGGAGCAAGCUUCUGUGCGACGACUGGGUUCUCCUGGAGUCCGAUCUCACAGCUUUCUGUGAAGCAGGUGAUCAGGGCGCGGCUGGGGGGGAACCAGACAGCAAGGGUGAAAAAUCAGGAUGGGGGUGGGGGGUAAUAGACACCUAUUAAGACAAAACCCCAACUAUGGGGACUGUCCCUAUAGAAUCGGGACAUCUGGUCACCCUACUGUGCACUGUCCCUCAGCUCACAAUGCGACACUUACACGCUUCGUGCCCCAGCCGUGCAGUGUUUUGGCCACGGGACGGGGGGUUGUAUUAUUCAGAUUUCCAGGGGGUGUGCAAUCUUUAAAAACAGAGGAGAGGCUAGUGUCUUACUUUUACAAAAAAAACAAAAGUGCCUUUAGCAAAAGCCAAACUAUUGACCAGUCACGUGUAGCUAGCCACGCUCCCAGCUAAGCUGUAGCCCAAUGGAAAAUGUCUUGUUUAACCUAAUGCUCUUUUCUUCUUAGCCAGACCUAUGCCUUCCCCCCACACCCUUCCCAGAAUUAUUUAAGAGAGAGAGAU
Messenger RNA from Chelonoidis abingdonii (Abingdon island giant tortoise), 3950 nucleotides. RefSeq names its product RAB3D, member RAS oncogene family (gene RAB3D). Gene Ontology annotation, molecular function: GTPase activity; GTP binding. The record is from RefSeq and is a predicted model, not a curated record. NCBI's taxonomy places the organism in Eukaryota, Metazoa, Chordata, Testudines, Testudinidae.